Marchantia polymorpha subsp. ruderalis is the source of this 1851-nucleotide messenger RNA. The record is from the annotation of a GenBank genome assembly. Lineage: Eukaryota; Viridiplantae; Streptophyta; Marchantiopsida; Marchantiales; Marchantiaceae.
GCCAUAAAUGCCUCGCCUCGUAUCCUACAGAGAGAUGUGAGCUCAAAGUAUGCACAACAAAAUAUACUUACUACCUAGCUGACUAUCCUAGUACCUGCGGAAACUGGAAUCGAAAUCAGCCGCUGGAAUGGAAACAACGCAACAAGGCGAAGGCAGAGAAGUCGAUUCAUGUGCAGACAACGCAGAGGGAAGGGAGGACAAGGGCGGCUGUCCAAAAUGCUACCAGAUGGACGCGUGAAGGCGUUUUGUCAGCCUUUUGAGUACAUCCACUUCUUAUUUCGUUGGACUUCCCGUCUGCUUUUCGGAUCGUGGACUGGAAGGCACGUCCCCUCGAGAGCGUUGUGUCAUGGAUCUGGUCCAAAGCACCUGUCCACGUCUUGGGUCAAACACGGUUGUACGGAUGAUGAUUGAUCGAGAGCAGUAUGUCGAGCUUUGUCAUUUACGGCGGACUUGUUCUUCCGACGGAUCGAUUGACCGCCGCCUCUGCCGGCGUUGUAUCUUCAUCUGAAAACCUUCGUAGAAACUGGCUACGAGCACACAGGAUUCGACUGGUGGACGUGUCCCGAGGCAGCAGGACGAGAGAACUUAUAUAACCUUUCUUGCUGAGCUUCAGUGGUUAGAAAAUCCAGUGAGAGAAUAUAUACUACCUUUCUUGCUGAGCUUCAGUAAAUGGAAACUUCAGACGGGGAAUUUAUCCGACUUUUCUUGCUGAGUGUCAGUGCAUAGAAAAUUCAGACAGACCAUUCAAUCGGCGAAGAGGAGGGACGAAUUUGUAGCGAUGGCGGCCUCCACGCUUGGAAUACCGGCGCCUGUGAGCACGAGUUAUUGUGUUCCAAAUUUGACAGAAUUGAACUUCGUGGAUAAGGCGUUGUCGUUUAGUGGUGCCAAGUUCACAAUCAAAGAUCCGCAGGGUAAUCUCUUGUUUCAAGUGGAGGACCAGUGGCCCAGUCGCCAAUCCAAGCAUAUCGUGUGCGAUUCCAGCGAGAAAGCCCUUGUCGUGCUUACUAAGGAGGAGAGAACGAGGCACGACACAUGGGAAGCGACCCGUGCAAAUGGUGACCAGGAAACAGUGUUUGUCAUGAAGCUGUCAAGUUUGAAUCCGCUACAUACAAAUUUCGAUGUCUUCAUGGGAAGAAACACUUCAACCAGCAGGCCCGAGUUCACUGUAAAAAGCGAUAUCAGGAAGUUCAAUUACACCAUUUGCCACAACGACGUGCCCAUAGCCCAGGCUACUCGAAGGUUAAAAUUUGGGAAGAAUCAAUACAUAGCGAUAAUUAAGCCUGGAGUAGACAUAGCUUUCAUCGCCAUGUUGGUGGUGAUUAUUAUGGUAAAUUGAUCUCAUAGGCAUAUUUUAGCAGAUGUUAGUAGUUUUCAGUAGACUGUAAAUCUACUGAAAUUUAGAAUGAAUUGGUUAUGAAUUACGUUAUGUUAUUAAUGAGUUAUUUUUUAUAAGGUUUAUCUCGAGGCCCCAGUAGUUCUAAACUGCCAUUAUUUAGGGUUUGCAUUCAACCCCACUCAACAACAUGUCGGUAUAAAAAUCUUGGAGUGAUAAGAAACCUGAGUUUCAGGUUAUUUACCACUCCAAGCUUAGGUUAUAGUCUAUGCUAAUAUCCCAAAUGAGCACAAGGAGUAAACUUGGAUUGAAGUCUAAGGAAUUGUAUCCACUGUAUAUGAAGAAGGUUCGAUGGGAUACUUGCUUAACAGUCCAAGUAUUAGCCUUACAAUUCCAUGUUGCUUGAUGAGUAAAGUAUUAGGAGAACAAAGAGGAGAGAAUCAUCAUGCAAGGAGUAAAUGUUCUUCUGUUUUGAUAUUUAAAGUGAAAUAUCUACUUGGUGGAAGGAGGAUAUGACA